CGUGUACUUCACCGAGUGAUUUCCCAAAUUACUUUUUUUCUUCUUAAUUGAAUACUCCACAUCAUAAUACUACGUAUUUGACAUCCUUACUUCUCACAUUUUUCCAUUCAUCUUCCCUUCUUUGUGUCUUUCAACCUACCAUGAAAGCCCUACACAUAGAAAAUGAGUUUCCAUGAAUAUGUGAACUGAAGUGAAAGUACACAAAAAGAAGAAAAAUUGCUACAGGAAAAUAAGAAAGCAAAAAGGCAGCAUAUUGGUUAGUAUUUAGUAGGAGUAGUCGUAUUAUCAGGUCAAUCUUUGCAGAAGGAAGGUUCUUUUUCAAGGUAAUUAAAUAAAUUCUUCCUUUUCUUCUUCAAUAUUUGCAAUUCUAUAAUAUGUUUGACAGAUUAAGGAAGGAUUAUGAAAAAUCAAAGUUAAAUAGAAAACAAUUAUAUAAUUAGGGUUAAAAACAUGAAUGAUUAAAUUAAUUGAAAUUACAAUAUGACAAAUUUUGAAAAGACUAAUUUAACUUGUUGAUUCUUUGCUAGAUUAGCCACCCGCAAAAUCCAUUAACUAAAUCCCCCACAUUAUUUAUUUUGUUUGAUGUGGUUUCUUGAUUGUUUGAGAUUUUGGUAAAACAAAUAUGGAAGUGUUAUUGUCAUUUUGUCAUCGGUGAACAAAUGGGUUUUAUCAAGUAGGCACCUUGAAUUUUUUUUUUUAAGACUAAUUUGUUCUUCUCAUUUCAUUUUUUCUAAUUUUAUUUUUGUGUGUGUGUUUAUGAACUAUUUCCGAUUGUACUUGCAAGCUUAUCAUAAUUUCAACUAUAUUGCAGAUGGAUAAUGAUUAUAUUUUGGGGAUUUUAAACUCCGACAACCCAUCAAUUAAUGUGGAAGAUAUGUUUACUGAACAUAUUCAAACUAGCAAAAUAAUGAAAAAAAUUGACACCAAAGAGAAAGAAGCCUGAUAAUUCCCUAGUGCAGCUUGAUUGUUCUUUCCCUGGCCAUCCACACGAACCUUCCCAACCAUUUAAUCAAACACCUCCUUUGUUUCCCAUUCUUGAUAAUCCACCUUUGUCACCAAGUUCUUAUGAUGAUGACUCAGCUGAAGAUGAAACAUACAAGAUGAACCCAUACGAGAUAAGAGAGGCUUACAUUGACGAUAUUAUUGGUGAAAGUGAUAGAAAAAGCAGGUGCAAAAAGGCAGUUGGGAAACAAAUAGUGGAACAAGAUAUUGAGGAUGUAGAAUCUCAAGAAGAUGGAGAUGAGGAUGAUGUUAAUGAGGAGUAUCAUUAUGAAUCUGACAAUUCAGUACAGUGGGAUGAAGUUCUUAGGGAAGAGUUGCGAUAUGAUGAUGAGGAAUUGAUAACAUUUAGAGAAGCAUUACUACAAAGAAGGAAAGAACAAUUGACAUCCAAAUGGUCAAUCAAUGAUGUUGAUAGAAACCAAAACAAUAUCCCAGAUCAUUCUGGUGAAAUUGAAAGAACUCAACACCAAGAAAAUGUGAAUAUUCAAGAAAAUCAAUCAGGUAAUGUAACUGGACAUUGGCCAGCAUAUUGGACAACAUUUGAGGGUGGUUAUGAGUCCGAACAAAGAGACUCUGACAAUGAGGAUCCACUCUCAUCUGAUGAAAAUUCUGAUUGUGAUGUUCCUAUUCAAAAGAGAAAGAAGAAUGUAGUGUAUCAUAUAUUCAAUGAGAAGAUAGACAUGAAACAAGUUGAUCUCUUAGUUGGACUGAGAUUCACUUCAAGAGAUGUUUUUAAGGCGGCUAUUUUGGCAUAUUCCAUCCAGCAACAUAAGGACUUAAAGUACCUUAAAAAUGAUAAGAGAUUCAUUAGUAUUGGAUGUGCCAAUUGUAGGUGGGAGCUUAUGUCUGGCCCUGAUGUUGAAGAUCCUACAGGUUGGCAAAUCAAAUCCAUGCAACCACUACAUGAAUGGUGUACAAGAACAUUUCAAAAUAGGCUUAUAACUGUGAAUUGGUUAUCUAAUGAAUAUUUAGAUAGAAUUUUGAGAAAUCCAUUAAUGAAAGCAAUUGAAAUGAAGGCUGACAUGAGAGCUAGAUAUGAUAUUAUUGUAGGCCUCAGACAAUGCCAACGAGCAAAGGGAAAGGCUCUGAAUGCUGUACAGAGUUUAAUGAACAAACAAUAUGGUAUCCUCAAACCAUACUUGAAUGAAUUAGUGAAGUCUAACCCUGGCACGACAUGUGUCUUGAAGACUCGCGAUGCUGAACUCGGUCAGCCAAGGCAAUUUUUGAGAUUUUAUGUGUGUUUUGCUGCUCUCAAAAAAAGUUUCAUUGAGAAUUGUAGACCUAUAAUAGGGGUGGAUGGAUGUUUUUUAAAGCAUGCUUGUGGCGGUCAUUUAUUGUGUGCUGUUGGUAGGGAUGGAAACAACCAUAUGUUCCCAAUAGGAUGGGCUGUUGUUGAAAGAGAAACCAAAAGUAGUUGGGAGUGGUUCUUGAGGCUUAUUUCUGAAGUUCUGCAUAUGGAUAAUGGUGAUGGAUGGACUGUUGUAUCUGACCAACAGAAGGGGCUUAUUGAUUCUAUUGUGAAAAUAUGGCCAAAAGUAGAGCACAGGCAAUGUGCUAGGCAUAUUUACUCUAACUGGAGGAAAAAGCAUAAGGGAAGGGUGCUUCAAAAACAAUUCUGGAAAUGUGUUAAGGCUACUAGCUCUGGUGAGUUUGAGACUCAUUUAGCUUCUUUGAAGUCAAUGUCAGAAGAAUCACUUGUGGAUUUUGAAAAGAGAAAUACCGAAACUUUUUGUAAAUCUAAAUUUCAAACGCACUCUUGUUGUGAUGUGGUUGACAACAAUAUGGCUGAAACUUUCAAUAGUUUUAUUUUGUUAGCUAGGUAUAAACCCAUAGCGACUAUGUUAGAGGAUAUUAGGCUUGCUCUUAUGGAGAGAAUGAAAAAUAAGAAGAAGGUUGUAAGUGCCUUUGUCGCUGGGAUCGCACCUAGGAUAAGUCUUAAAAUAGUAGAGUCUUAUAAUGAACAACAGAAGUGUGAAUGUAGAUGGAAUGGUGAAGACUCUCAGACUGGGUUUGAAGUGAUUCAUAAUGGGGUUGGACAUGCUGUUGAUUUGGAAAAGAGAACAUGUAGUUGUAGGUCAUGGGAACUUACUGGAAUUCCUUGUGCCCAUGCCAUGAGUGAUAUUUUGUAUAUGAGGCAUAAACCUGAAGAUUACAUAGCCAAAUGGUAUACAAGUGACACUUUUGAGAAGACAUAUCAAAACUUGUUGCAACCAGUUCCAGGUAACUUAUUCUGGGAUCACGAAGGAGAAGGGUUAGUGUUGCCCCCUGACAUUAUCAAGAAGGGCCCGGGAAAGAGGAAGACUGCUAGAAUAAAGGAGGCUCACGAACAAACCAAAGGAAACGCCAAGUAUAGUAGGAAGGGAUUGCCUACUAAAUGCUCAAACUGUAGGGAAACUGGACAUUACAAGGGAAAAUGUCCAAUGCCCCCUAAACAACAAACGGAUCCCUCCCAAGAAAGUACAAGAACUGGUGGUAAAACUUGGGCAAGAGGAAGAAAAAAGGGAAGCAAGAACAGAGUUGGGAGAAGCAUUCCAGAUCUGGUGAAGGAAAAUGUCCCAACACCAUCACAGUAUAUACAAAAAACUAGAAGGGGAAGUAACAUCUAAGGAAAGAGGCAAAGGAAAACAAAAGGGAAGAGGAAGAGGAAGAGGAAGAGGAAGAGGAACACCACCUGUGGGAAUUGAAAUCUAUUAUGGAAAUGAUGGACAAUCGUUCUUCAGUGGAUCUACAUCAACACCAUCAGUGGUACUUAAUCACAACCAGCUUCCAUCAACAUGAGUUUCAUCUCAUUAGUUGAUCCCAGCAUAACAGCAAGUACCUUAUUUUGAUUAGAUUCUUAGAGCUACUUUUCAAUUGGGUUUUUCAUUGGUAUGAGAAAGAAGAUCGUAUUUUGGUAUUUGCUUGAUUGAAUAUGGUGGUUGUUUUAUCUUUGUUUGAUUGCAUAACUUUAUGGGUGUAGUCACCAUUCUAAAAAGAACAUAAAGCUUCUUGGUAAUUUUUAUGUAUUUAUCCAUUAUCAUCAAUGCCAACUCUUUUUUGGACCCACA
Molecule: messenger RNA, 4049 nt
Organism: Spinacia oleracea (spinach)
Lineage: Eukaryota; Viridiplantae; Streptophyta; Magnoliopsida; Caryophyllales; Amaranthaceae
Exons: 3
Coding region: 1101-3608 (835 amino acids)
Molecular function (GO): nucleic acid binding; zinc ion binding
Source: RefSeq, a predicted model, not a curated record